AUGUGUGUGCACAACACACAUGCAACACCUUGGGGUAAAGACGCCAGGUUCAGCAGGUUCUUGGAGGGAUCUUGGGCACAUGGAAGGGGCAGCGGCCUUGUACCAGUGUGCCCAGAGCAGGCACAAAGACCAGUCCCGCAGACUCCAGGCUUACCAGUUGCUGCCCUCCUCACUGCUCAGGGCCUGCUGCAGAGGAGUGGAACCUCCCACCUGGAGGUGUUCAGAGAGGGGCAUCCGGGCUGCGGAUGUGGCCACCUUCUCCAGAAGAUACCCCCACACACAACGGCCCUAACCACCUACGCUCUGGGAAUCCUGAGCGCUGCUGCCUCCCAACCGGGUGCGCAGCAGGGAUGUCACAGAGGCGGCGACAUCACAGACGCCGCGUCCCCACCAUCUCCACCGCCCCUACGGCCCCCAACCAAAGAGCGCGCUGGAGGCGGAGGGGCAGCAGCCACCAGCCCGCUCCCCGCCUCCCCGACAGAGCCUCGGGGUGACUUAAACCAACACCAGUUCCAGCCACCGGUACAAGAGGAAGAUGAGCUGGAGGCAGGUAUCUUGGAAGAGGCAGGUGUGGGGGAGGAACUGGAAAAAGAAUUGCUAGAGCUGGAGCCUGGCCACGAAGCCGACCUGGACCUGGACCCAGAACUAGAGCUGGAGAUGGAACCGGAGCCCGAGGCAUUGCUGCAGUCGGCGCUGUGCCCGGUACCCAUGCUCAAGCCUGAGGCCGAGCUGGACAUGAGGCCCAACUUGGAGUCCCACAGUGAAGACCCUAGGCAACAGGGGUACAGGAUAGAGUCCCUCCACCCAUACACGGAGGGGCUAACGCAGCAGGACAUCAGCCGGUGGAGUUUGAGGUCAGACUUCAGCUACCCGAGCUCCACAGAGGAGGACAAGGUGUGCACCGACCAACGCUCCAUCUGCGUGCAGACCUCCAAGCACCUCUUCUGGGCAGACAAGGUCAUCCAGGCCUCAGAAAACAGCCUGCAACGGGCAUUCAGCAUGCAGCCUAGCAAGAGGAGCACAGAUGAGACCACCAGCCGCCGGAACCAGGAGUCGGUCCCCAAGGACACCCUGUGCUCCAAGAAGCAGCUCCAGAACCCCAGCGCCCAGCCAGCUCUUCCAGCCGUGGGCCCCCAGCAGCCGCCAAGCCCUGGCCUGUCCUCCUCCAGUCUCCCGUCCGCCCUUGGCCUGGCAGAGCUGAUCAACUUCGCAUCUUCCCUGGCCUUGGCCUCCUCCAGCAAGAUAGACUUGCCCAGCUUGGAGCACAUGAUCAAAGCUCCACCCCAGAAGGCCGUGGAGCCUUCCACAGAGCCCGCCGUGGGUCAUGCCGCCCAACUGACCAUGCACAAGCCAGAGGGGGAAGCGCUCACCAAGGAGCUGCUGGAGAAACCACCUGAAGCCAGGGAACCCCAGAAAGCUUCGAAGCAGGAAGGCAAGAACUUCCCUCACCCUUACUUUGACUUCAGCAAGCCAGGGGUCAAGAGGGCCACCAUCGAAGGGGAAGUGAAUCUUCUCCAGCACCCGGCCAUGUCCCCUACAUCGCAAGAAGCUGUGAAAGACUCAGUGCCGGGAACCAAGAAAGGGAGUCCAUUAUUGCUGAAAAUCCAUUUUAAGCUGUCAUCCCCCACUUCCCCAGAGAAAUGA
This is a messenger RNA of Diceros bicornis minor, 1644 nucleotides long. It is a transcript of the gene SPATA32, whose product is annotated as spermatogenesis associated 32. Gene Ontology annotation, biological process: spermatogenesis. The record is from RefSeq and is a predicted model, not a curated record. Gene Ontology annotation, molecular function: actin binding. NCBI's taxonomy places the organism in Eukaryota, Metazoa, Chordata, Mammalia, Perissodactyla, Rhinocerotidae. Gene Ontology annotation, cellular component: perinuclear region of cytoplasm.